UAAAAUUACCAUAGCGAUGAGUACUUAUGCGUGGUGGAAUGUCUAGUUUAUCUCUAACAUGACGUAGAACGAGAUUUUAAUCCCCUUUAGACGUUUCUUAAUAUCAAAAGCAUGGAGAGACCCCACUCCAAAGAUGGAUUGUCCCUUCCAGCCAUUAUCAGUAACAGCAACACAGACGACAGGUCAAGUCGUAUGGAAAAUUUAGAGGAUCGUUUGGCUGUUCAGGAAAAGACCACAAGAUCACUCGUAGACAGAGCGCUUUCGGUCAAAGAAGAUAUUAUUGAAAGCUUGAGCAUUGCUCAGAUGAGCUGGCAAGGCGAGAAGAGAGCCAGGAGCUUGCUGCAAGAGCAUAUACGAACAAUAACUACUGUUGUGAAAAGACUGAGUAGGGAAAUUGAAAAUUUGGAAGACGAAAUCAGGUCGAAGCAAAGUCUAGUGGAAGGACAAAGUACGGCUGUGAAAAACUUAGAGCUUCAUCACGUCGCCGGUGUCACGGAUUUGAGAGGACGUGUUGCUCGAUGCGAUGCGGCAAUUCAGAGGCUCCUAUCGGAUACGAGAAGUAACAACGAGGUUAUAAGCGACUUCAAACUAAAGCAGGAACAGGCAGUCAAAGAUUGUCGAGAACAAAUAAGCUCUUUAGAGAGGGGGAUUAACAACUUGACGCUAAAAAUUGAAAAGUAUAUUAUGGACCAGUCAAACAGUCUCGAAAAGUUGAAAGGAGAGUCCGAUCAACGCGUUGUACAACUUGAUUCUAAGACCAAAACAGUUGUUGAGGAUAUCCGGGGUAACAUUUCUUCAAAUCGCUUGUGGGCCGAAUCGGAAUAUUUUAAACUGACUCAGGAUUUUCAAACCAGGCUGGAAAGGUUUGAGGGUCUUAUGGUUGAACGUCAGGAAAAACUAGAAAGAAGGGUGGACCAUUACUUGGCAAAAGUAGAUCGACUUCUUGAAGAUGAAAAGAGUAAAUAUUACAAUAUCUGGGAGGUGAGACUCAAAGAAGUGAGGUCAGAACAGGAAAGGAACCUCCAGCUGUCCUUAAAUCAAGUGAGAGAUGAAUAUAGAAAGGGAUUUAACAAUGUCCAUGAAAGUAUUUCCAGCCUUCAAAAAGUGUUUCAUGCAAAACUGAAAUUGCUGGAAGAUGAUUUGCGCAAGGCAAUUAACAAUGUCGUGAGAAUGGUAGUCCUUGUUUGACUAGUGUUCACUCUGCAAAAGUGAAGUGGAGGAUCUCCUUUGCAUAGAAGUAACCCUUUGAUAGGAGUAAUUUAUAAUUAUGGUCUGUAGAAGGGCAUCAAAUCUAAACCCUGAAAAUCAUACCAAUCCAAUCUCACAUCCCAAAUAGGACAAGUAAGCGUGUGUCCUCCCCAUGCAUGAUCUCCUCUGAGAAACAUAUUAUCGGUUGUGUUGUAGAUUUCAAGAUGAACAAGAUACUAUCAUAUCAGUUGGAAAGAGAAGUAUUUUGUAACUUUGACCAUCUGUGAAUAUUUUUGUCAGAAGUACAACUACCCUAUUAUUAGAUUGUGCUCAUUAAGUGCGUAAGGUUUAUUUUUGAACAACAUCCAUAGACUGUCAAUAUACAAAAAAAAUCCACAAAGUAGGAUAAUUCUUUUCAGGCAUACAUUGUCACAUUUUGUCUAAUAUAAGGCUCAAAAGGUUAAAAACAUUGUUUUAAAAAAAUCACGAGAUACUGCAAGCGUGCUGAAUGGUCAAAAACCAUUUGUUUAUUGCAAACAAUAGACAGCACUUUCUAUCAGUUUAGCUGCUUAAUAACCAACUGGGAUGUUGAGAGAACACUCCAAAAGUUUGUGACUCUCAAGCAAGAAGUGAGUAAUUUGCAAACUUUUCAAGGUUUCCCCCAACAUCCCACAAGGGUUAUUAGGCUGGUAAACUGAUAGAAAGAGUGGUCUAUGGCUUAAAUAUUCAACAGCUAGUGAUAGAAGCGGAUUCCCUUGCGUUGUAAUUUCUACUAGCAUUUUAUGGGUAAGAUGGGAUGCAAUUGGUACUACUACUUGGUCAAAGCCCAUUUUCUGUUGUUGUGAUGAACCCAUCAGUGUACUGUAAAAGAAACAUAGAUGAUCAAGAUGAUGCAAGUUUAGCAGUGGACAUUCCUUGAGGUGGCUCUUCUUGUCCACUGUUUUCAGAUCAAAUUGGAAUUUAGCAUCCUUUUAACUCUUACAUGAUGUUGGCAUAACUAAACAAAAGUUAUUGACUCAUUCCCCAAUGAUUUUCUUGGGUUCUACCAACAUUAUGCACUAGUUAGUGUUACAACAGUAAAUUAAUAAACGUGUAGUUUUU
Messenger RNA from Stylophora pistillata, 2289 nucleotides. RefSeq names its product protein FAM81A. Lineage: Eukaryota; Metazoa; Cnidaria; Anthozoa; Scleractinia; Pocilloporidae. The record is from RefSeq and is a predicted model, not a curated record.